Messenger RNA from Phytomonas sp. Hart1, 748 nucleotides. NCBI's taxonomy places the organism in Eukaryota, Euglenozoa, Kinetoplastea, Trypanosomatida, Trypanosomatidae. The record is from the annotation of a GenBank genome assembly.
GAUUUCACUGAUAUAGUUAUAAGGGAAGAAUCGUAAAAAACGAAACCUUUUUUUACCAAAAGUUUUAACUUUUUUAUUUUCUUUUUUUCCGUGUGACAUAUCAAUCAUGGGUUUUAUGGAUUUCUUUCACCGUAUGACGCCCCAAGAGAAGCUGCGUAAAUACAAGCGUACACUAGACAGGACAUCUCGAGACUUGGAACGGGAGCGUAGUAAGCUGAUCGCGCAGGAGAAACGGCUUAUAAUUGAUAUGAAAAAAAUGGCAAAGCAGAGCGAAAUGGACGCUCUUACCAUAAUGGCGCGUGAUUUGGUGCGCACACGGAAAUACAAUCAGAAAAUAUACCGUAUGCGGACUCAACUUCAAGGUAUUACGUUGAAAAUACAGACCAUGAGUUCUACUACUCAAAUGGCCACCGCAAUGAAGGGCGUCUCAAAGGCCAUGAAAUCUAUCAACAAAAAUUUAAAUAUUCCUGAAAUGCAGCGCAUCAUGAGAGAAUUCGAAAAGGAAAAUGACUUAUUAGAUAUGAAAGAUGAAAUGGUCACCGAUGUUAUUGACAAUGUCAUGGAUGAAGAAGACGUCGAGGAGGAAACCGAACAGGAGAUCCAAAAGGUGAUCGAUGAGGUUGGAAUCGAUCUGCGCAAUAUGGGUGUCAAGAAAGGGGACCUGCAAGCCAAACCCACUGAGGAGGAAAUAGAGGAGGACAAAGAACUAGAUGCACGCCUAGCCGCCUUAAAGUCAUCUAUGAAAUAG